This is a messenger RNA of Rosa rugosa (rugosa rose), 3131 nucleotides long. Its product is annotated as transcription termination factor MTEF18, mitochondrial. NCBI's taxonomy places the organism in Eukaryota, Viridiplantae, Streptophyta, Magnoliopsida, Rosales, Rosaceae. The record is from RefSeq and is a predicted model, not a curated record. The transcript is spliced from 2 exons. The coding region runs from base 32 to 1702 and encodes 556 amino acids. Gene Ontology annotation, molecular function: double-stranded DNA binding. Gene Ontology annotation, cellular component: chloroplast. Gene Ontology annotation, biological process: chloroplast organization; regulation of DNA-templated transcription.
CCCAAACUUUUCAGAUAAAGCCCCCUGAACCAUGUCCCUCCCCAAAUCCCUCUUCACCCUCCUCUCUCACCACUUCUCCACUGCCGCCAAAACCACCACAAACCUCCCAAAAGUCCCCAAUGUCCCCACCAAGUACAAGUCCGAAGCCAUCAACCAAGCCCAGAAAGUCCUCACUGACUACCUCCACACCACCAGGUCCCUACCCUACACCUACGCCGAGCACAUCAGCAAGAACGCCCUCUUCUCCCUCUCCAAUCUCGUCAAGAAGGUCCCCUACUCCGUCCCCAACUUCCCCAGAAGCUUCCAGAGGUUCCUCAGGUACCACCCCAUCAACGAAUUUGAGUUUUUCUUUGAAAGCAUUGGCAUAGACUACCCCCAAGUCUGUGAGUUUUUACCCACCAAUAAGUUUUUCUUUUCGGAAGACGAGACUGUUUUGGAUGCUGCUUGUGUGCUUAGCGGUUUCGGGUUUCCGUGGAAAAUGUUGGGGAAGUUGUAUAGGGAGGAGCAUUGUAUUUUUAGAGAGAGUUCAGAGGAGUUGAAAGCUAGGCUUUGUGGGUUUAAGGAGUAUGGGUGGAGUAAUCUUUCGGUUGUGGGGAUGUGCUUGGCUUUCCCUCGGUUGUUGCGCGUCGGCGGGGAAUUGGGUGGUGAGGUUGUCGCAUUGUUGGAUGAUUUGAAGAGGGUUUUUGUGGAGUUUGAUAUUGGAAAUUGUGUCGAGGGAAAUGUGGAUACUUGGUAUGAGGUUUGUAGGAUGGUGAGGGUGUUUUAUGAUUUGGGUAUCGAAAAAGGGAAGGUUGGGGAGUUGUUGGGUGGGAAGAAAGAUAUUUUUCUUCAACACCCGGAAGAGGUGUUGGUUCGGAAAGCUAACUACUUCUGUAGAUUAGGUGUUAGGAAGGAGGAUGUAGGUUUAUUGCUUCUUCAAAGACCGGAAGUUUUGAAUCUUGAACUGGAAAAAACGGUGAUAUCAACUUUGGGAUUGUUGAAACAUUUAGGAUUGAAUGAGAAUGAAUUGAAGGAAGUGAGUCAAAAAUAUCCUUAUGCAAUGGGAAGAAAUAAAAUGGUCAACGUACCUCAUUUGAUGAGGGCUUUGGAUCUUCAUGAGUGGUUCUUCACUAGGAUUAAGAAUGAACAUCAAUUGUUAGCUAAUUAUGUACUCAGUGAUUCUGAUGAAGAACACAUGAAGAAAGAAUUUAGUAAUGGAUUGGAGCAGUUCCAAUCUUGUAAAACUCCUCUUCAUGCAAUGAAGAAAUUGAAUUUCAUGCAUGGCAUCGGCUUUGGAGAGAACCCUUUGACUCUGAAGGUCUUGGCCCGCAUACAUGGCAGAAGCAGUGAGUUACAAAAGCGGUUUGAUAUCCUUCUUAAUGCAGGGCUUGAAUUCUCACAGCUUUGUUUGAUUAUAAGCACAGCACCAAAAAUCCUGAAUCAGAACCCAGAAUAUCUUGAAGAGAAAGUAAACUUUCUCUGUGGUGAAAUGAAAUCCUCGUUGGAGUACCUCAAUGUUUUUCCAGCAUUUUUGUGUUUUGAUUUGGAGAACCGGAUUAAGCCUAGAUACAGAUUUUAUGCAUGGCUUAAAGAGAAGGGUUUGCAUCCUGAAAGUUAUUCCUUUGCAACCAUGAUUGCUACCAGUGAAAAGAGAUUUGUAGCACAGGCCUUUACAAUCCACCCAGCUGCUCCAAAACAUUGGUUUGAGUGUUUCCUCAUAUAGAAUUUUCAUUGAGGUUUGCUUGGAUACAUUGCUUGUAGUAAAGAUAACCUAUGUAUUACAUGAUUGUUACCUUUGGAUUUGGAAUUCCAGAAUGGUAAUAAUGACGAUAUCAUCAGGAUUCUGCCAAGAGCCCAAGAGUUUAACCUACUGUAAUUGGCCCAUCGUCAGAGUCUCAGAGACUUGUAGUUUUUCAUCUGAUCUUCAUAUGACGGUAGCAUCACUCGGUUUCAGGUUCUCAGCCACAGUGAUCAUGGUUGAUUUUGUUAUUAUCGUAAUCCUUCAAUGCUUACAAGUUACAACCUUAAUGUAAAGCAAGUGAACUGAUAUUGACCCACAUCACUGAAAGUAAGUUCUGAUUUGAGCUUUGUAUACAAAUUAUUAUAGCAAACUGAUUCUUGAUACUGGUUUUUCUAUCUACAAAUCAUCUCUCUUUGCAUACGUAUGUAUUUCAUGGUUUGUUAUCAAGAACAAUGUUCUGCAACCUCGAUUUAGUCCUUGCUUCAAGUCAACGAGAGGUAGGUGCAUAUAUGCAAACCCUGUCUUCAAGCGCCAACCAAAUGUUAUUCAAUUCAGUGUGACACUUGAAAGUGAUUGCAUAUCAUUGUAGAGAAGUAUCGUUUGUUCUGCAGCAUAUGACUCCAGUGUUGUAUUACUGCUGACAGCAUAUGCAGACUUCUUUAUUCAUUCCAAGAAGUUGCAAAAGGGUUUUUAUUGUUAUGUUUUCGAUUCUCAUGUUUUGAAUUUGGUAUAUUUUGUUUGCAAUGUCUUCUCAGCACCAGCCACCCCACCAGUUGAAGGGUGAUUGGGUGAAGCUUUUCUUGAACACCUUUCUGUCAUUAUAACUGGAACAGGGCUACUCUUGUUGAGAUCAGCCUCCAUGCGAGUGGUUCAUGCGAGCCCCAGAUGUAAACAGAAGCAUGUUCUUGUAUUGUCUAAGCUUAUGGCUGUCAUGAUCAAGUGUCUUCUCAGCACCAGCCACCAGUUAAUGACAAUAGAGGACCUAUUCUGAAUGGGAAAUUUAGUCCAUUGCAGUGUGGGGAGGCCUUCCUGUUGUCAGAACCUUGAAACCGGUCUGCAUUUCAUGCUGGACCAGGUUUCAAAGAGCUCCGUUACUUGAUUUCCAAGUUGUUUACACGGAAGUUGGAACUUGGGAGCUUUCAAGUACCAGUCUAUCAUUAAAUUAACAAAGCUUCUCAUUAGGUUUUUGAGGAUGCUGUGACAUAGUUGUAUCCUCCAAUGGCUAGCAGGCUUCCUCCAAUAUCACUGACUGGUUAAUUUUCCUAUUGAAAUAACUAGUGUGUUUAUUUUUAUGGUCAAUCAUUUAUUGCCAAUGUUCUCGACUCUUAUUCAGGAAAAGCGGACUAGUUCUCUAUAUAAAAAAGGCUUCCACUAUUGGAAGGUCUAAUCUUGGACAUUCCGCUUGAACUCG